GGCACCGCCCCCCUCCCCCAGCCCCAGCCUCCCUCUCGCUCGGCGUCCAGCCCCUGCCGGAGCCGGCUCGGGCUCGGUCUCUCAUGAAUAUUGAGCGGCCCCUGUUGGAUUUCCCGAGCUCCAUUGCGGAAGCCGAGCCUCGCCAUAUUGUGCGGCGGCGCUGCCGGCGGCGGCUGGGGCCCUCGGUCGCCCUGCGUCUCCCUCCGGCUGCUGCGGCGAAAGGAGCCCGCGGAGGCUCGGGGCGGGCGCCGCAAUGUCUCAGGCUGUGCAGACAAAUGGAACUCAGCCUUUAAGCAAAACAUGGGAACUAAGUUUAUAUGAAUUACAGCGAACACCUCAGGAAGCAAUAACUGAUGGCCUGGAAAUUGUGGUGUCACCUAGAAGUCUACAUAGUGAAUUAAUGUGCCCGAUCUGUUUGGAUAUGUUGACUACUAUGACCACAAAAGAGUGUUUACAUCGCUUCUGUGCAGACUGUAUCAUCACUGCCCUCAGAAGUGGGAACAAAGAAUGCCCUACCUGUCGGAAAAAGUUGGUUUCUAAAAGAUCACUAAGGCCAGAUCCAAACUUUGAUGCUCUCAUCAGUAAAAUUUAUCCAAGUCGUGAUGAAUAUGAAGCUCAUCAAGAGAGAGUGUUAGCAAGGAUCAGCAAACACAAUAAUCAACAGGCUCUCAGUCACAGUAUUGAAGAGGGACUGAAGAUACAGGCUAUGAACAGGCUGCAGCGAGGCAAGAAACAACAGAUUGAAAAUGGCAGUGGAGCAGAGGAUAAUGGGGACAGUUCACACUGCAGCAAUGCAUCAACACACAGUAAUCAAGAAGCGGGGCCUAGUAACAAAAGGACCAAAACAUCAGAUGAUUCUGGAUUAGAACUUGAUAACAACAAUGCCACUGUAGCAAUAGAUCCAGUAAUGGAUGGUGCUAGUGAAAUUGAAUUAGUUUUCAGGCCUCAUCCCACACUUAUGGAGAAAGAUGACAGUGCACAGACAAGAUAUAUAAAGACUUCAGGCAAUGCCACAGUUGAUCACUUAUCCAAGUACCUAGCUGUAAGAUUAGCUUUAGAAGAGAAUCGGAGCAAGGGAGAAUCAAAUCAGAUGAACCUUGAUACAGCCAGUGAGAAGCAGUACACGAUUUACAUUGCUACAGAUGGACAGUUCACUGUAUUAAAUGGUUCUUUUUCCUUGGAACUGGUCAGUGAGAAAUACUGGAAAGUGAACAAACCCAUGGAACUUUACUACGCACCAACAAAGGAGCACAAAUAGCUUUGGAAAGAUGGCUUUGAAAACAAACUUUUUUUAUAGCUCUGAUUUCUUUAAUAUUAAAGAUGCACCAUCAUUGUUUUCAUGGACAUAAUCUUGGAUUUGCGUUCAGUUUCCUUGCUGAGCCAGACUUGUUUACACUAUUAGAAUUCGUGGUGGUUUUUUUGUUUUGUUUUGUUUUUUUAUUUAAGCCUUUCUUUUUCAAAGGGACUGAAUGAAGCUAUCCAGUGCAUUCUUUUGGAAUUAUCUAACUUGUGUGUCUUUUCACUGAAGAAGCAGUGGAUCCAUUGGAGGCACUCAUCUGGCAGAGGAAGAUUUAAUGGGUCUCCAUACUUCAUGGCAACCUUUAAUGAGUGUUUUUUUUCUCUCAAAAGUUUUUUUAAAACUAAAGCAUUUUAAGGUUGGUUUAUGGUGAUAUUUUUGAUAGCUAAGAGUAUAAUUGUGGAUUAGGGAUUUUUUUGAGGAACAUAGUAUAAUUUAGGAUCUAAUCUCCUUCCUGAAGACUUGAUUUAUUUAAUACAGUCCUAGUGAAAUAGGUUAUCUAUUUCACCUGAAGAGCAGGGCUUAAUGAAUACACUUACAUUUUUGUAUUGUGGGAUUCUCUUCAUUAUAUAAAAUCUCUUAGCGUUUCUGUUUAAAAAUUGAUGUUCCUUAUUUUACCGUCAAGCAGUGUCGUUUUAUUGUUUUACCUUUCUUCAUUUACCAGCCUUAGAAUUCUUGCAAUAGUUAGUGAAUUACACAAAUCAACAUUAUAAGAGAACACUGGUAUAAUAUUUGCAAAUUUACUAGGCGGUGGAGUUAAAUUAGUCCUAAAUAGGUAGUCCUCACAUGUAAAAAUUUAAGGGAUCACUUUUUUUAUCAUAACUGAAACAUCUUUUUUAGUCCCUUGUGAUAGUCAUUUUUAUAGUAUUUGAUAACCCUCUUGUAAUACCAGAGAUUCUGGGAUAUACUUACUUGCACUUUAACCUUGAUAAAAAAUACUGUACUAUUUCAAUAAGCUGCCCUCACUUCUUUUUUUGUGGCUAUGUUUUGAGAACAGCAUGACACUGACAGAAGGAAAACAAGGAUAUAAUUUUUUGUUUGAAAAGUUUUGUUUUCUAACUUUACCCCAGUGGGUUGUUUUUUUGAGUUGGGUUUUUAAUUUGGGGGGGGGGUGUUGCUAGAGCAUAAUUUGUAACUCCUUUUGAGCCACAGAAAAGUAUGUUGAACCCACCCAGAACUUGAGUUCUGCUCUGCUAGAGUGCAGGAUGCUUUGUUAAAAGAGUAGUAGCACCACCUAAGAGGAAGUUGCACUUCUUAAUUGGAAGCUACUGUAAUAUGAGGUACAGUGUUAGGUGUUUGGGAGUGACAAGGCUUUGUACUGGUGGUCAAAAAUAAGGUUCCUGUGUUAUUUCUCAUUCCUGCCACAUAUCCAGGUAUGUUUCUGAGUUUUUAGUGUUACAGUAUUUACAGAAAAUUAUUCAUAUUGACAAACCAAACCUUGUAAGGUUUUGAGAGGACAAAUGGAAUCCUCUACUUCCCUUGUAAUUAAAACCUAAUACUUGUAAAUAUUUAGCCGUCCAUUUUGACGGUUGGGGUCGGUUUUAAGUGCUUCAGCCCUACAUGAAAUCUCAAUAGUCUUAUUAAAUAAUUUUUUUUUACCAUUUCUUUCUAAUAUUUAAAACCUGUUUUUACAAAUUUUUUUUUGUAAUGUGCCAUGAAAUUGAGAGCCACCAAAAUUAAGAGAAAUUUUGUAUUUGGUACCUUUUUUUGAUGUAAUGUUCAGUUGCGUAUUAAUGCAUGUCCACUGACUAUAACCUGGGUUUUGUGAUAUAAAUACUUGGGUUUUGUUGGGGAAAAUACUAGAGUAGUGGUUGCCUCAAAUAACUAAAUCUCCCAUUGUGUGAUUUUUAAUAGAACUUUAGUCUUGAAGCAGAAGAGGUAUUUGUGAAUUUAAACUGUGUUUCUGUUUAGAGAAUGUAUGUGUGUGUUCAUGUCAGUGUGGGAGAAUGUAAUCUCUUUACACCAUUAGUGAAUUUAUUGACUGUUGUCCUUUACAAAAUAUAAUGUAAGCAUUUGAUAAAUCAUUGAGUGUACUGUCUUUAUUUAAAAAAAAAAACAACUCAAAACUUGUAUGAUUUCAAAAGCAUAUAGAUGAGGCUCCAUUGUCCGAAGCUUUCUGAAUCCUUCCAUCUAAGAGAAAUAGAAAUGACUUAAUAUAAAAAUAAGAAAUUGAAAAGUAUAUCCAAAAUGUUUCAGCUUAUUGUGCCAUUUACAUACAUAUCAACAAUAAAAUAAAUGAUUUGUAGGUCUACUUUGUCUCAAUAAUAAUCUUAUUCCCACUCAAGUUUUAUAAUAUCUGUCUUAUUUUGGCAGAUGUUUAAUUGUAAGAGUACAAAAUAUAGUAAAGCCUCAUUAAUUCAAACUAGGAAUUUGAUUUGUUUCAAAAGGUGAUAUGGGUAAGGUUUACCAGAUCACCAAGAAAAAGAUUACUUGUUCAAAAAGAGUGUGAUGAAUAAAGGGGCAGAAGGUUUCAAAAUACUUAUUUACUUAGGAUUUAUAAUUUUGGGUAGCCUUUUAAUUAUCUGCUCAUUACAGUAGCUCUACCUCAGGGCAUCUUACUAGGUAAUACUUUGACAAUUUCAUUUGUACGUUAAAAUAAUAAAUACUGUAUCGUUUAGAUCAUUUAGCUUCACGUAUUUAAGUUUAUGAGGUGUUAUAUGCAGCAUAAAGAAACUGAGGUAUUAGACAAAAAAUAAAAGGAGCUGGGAAACUUGGACUUAAAUCCUGCAUCCAUUUAUUAGCUUGUAUUUAGGCAAGCCACUUAAUUUCUCUGUUGUUUCCUUACCUGUGGCACAGGACUGUUGAGGAUCAAAUGAAAUUAUGUGUGUGAAAGCACUUGGUAAUUGUAAAGUGCCAUUGGAAUGCAAGCCAUUAUUGUUGCAUUAUAGAAGUUUUAAGUUUUUAAUGUAAUAAUAUAAAUCAUCCAUCUACAAUACAGUAAUCAAGUUCCUCAAGGGCUUGGUCCAUUUAUUUAUGUUUUUAAUCUUCCUUGGUGCUUCGCAUAUAUUGUAGAUUUAAUAAAUACUUGAACCAGGUAGUAUUUGAAUGCCUGCUGUGUCAGAAACACUGGGUACACCGCAGAAAAAGUAGCUCAAGAAAUGUGUGUAUAUUUGUAUCUAUUUUAUAGAGGACUAUAAGUAUUUUAAAAUUUGUCAGUAAAAUAUACUUGUAAAGGUGUGAUGUUAAAG
Dromiciops gliroides (monito del monte) is the source of this 4485-nucleotide messenger RNA. It is a transcript of the gene RNF2, whose product is annotated as ring finger protein 2. Gene Ontology annotation, cellular component: ubiquitin ligase complex; PcG protein complex. The record is from RefSeq and is a predicted model, not a curated record. Gene Ontology annotation, molecular function: ubiquitin protein ligase activity; chromatin binding. NCBI's taxonomy places the organism in Eukaryota, Metazoa, Chordata, Mammalia, Microbiotheria, Microbiotheriidae.